UUUUCAAUGAUAAAUUAAAAAAAAUACAUAAUUAACAUAAAACAAAAUAAAUAAAUGAGGAACAAACAACGUUGUUUCGGGUGGGUGAAUUUGAAUUGACUCACUCAAAAUUCCAAGGUUGUAAGCUGAAAGAAACCAGAACAAGAAGAACAAUUAAGAAUCUGUUUAUAGUGUAAUGUAACUGAAAAACCCAAACCAUGGACUCGACUGGAUAAUUAACGUGUGUGUCACAGAUAGAUCUUAUUUUCGAUUUGGGUUUUUCGUUUUCUGUUCUUUCGGUGGGUUUGCUUUUGUUAUCACAAGACGACAAGAUGAGCUGGAGUAGGGUGUUGAAAUCGGCGCAGGCUCUCGCCGCUCACACUUUUCUCAUCUGUUUUACUCUUUUGCUGUUUCUCAAGCUUGAUCAUCUCAUCUCUUCCUCUUGGUGGAUGAUAUUUUCACCUCUUUGGAUGUUCCAUGGCGUUGUGGCUCGAGGAAGGUUUUCAUUACCUGCACCCUCAGCUCCGCGUAAUCGACAUUGGGCACCGUGUCAUGCCGUUGUCGCAACGCCAUUGCUUAUUGCGUUUGAGUUGCUCCUUUGUAUAUAUCUUGAGAGCUUAUACGUUCGUGGCUUUGCAGCAGUCGACCUGAAGAUUGUGUUCCUUCCUUUACUAACAUUUGAAAUCAUAAUUCUCAUUGACAAUUUCAGAAUGUGUAGAGCUCUAAUGCCAGGGGAUGAAGAAAGCAUGAGUGAUGAAGCAAUAUGGGAAACUCUUCCUCACUUUUGGGUUGCCAUCUCUAUGGUUUUCUUCGUUACUGCUACAGUCUUCACACUCCUAAAACUGAAUGGUAGUGUAGCUUCUCUCGGUUGGUGGGACUUGUUUAUUAACUUCAGUAUUGCCGAGUGCUUUGCGUUUCUUGUAUGUACUAAGUGGUCGAAUCCUGUCAUUCAUAGAAGUUCCAGAGAACCGAGUUCUUCUACUACAGUUAGAUAUCUUGACUGGAACAGUGGUUUAAUGGUUUCUUCAGAAGGAGAUCAACGGGAGGCGAGAAUAUGUAGCCUGCAAGACAUAGGGGGUCAUUUCAUGAAAGUGCCGAUUAUUGUAUUUCAGGUUCUUCUUUGCAUGCAUUUAGAGGGAACGACUGCUUUUGCUGCACAUUUAUCUCUUGCAGUUCUUUUUUCUCCCAUUUUCAUAUUGCAAGGUGUUGGCGUGCUGUUAUCGGCAUCUAAAUUUGUGGAGAAACUUGUGCUUCUUCUACGUAGCGGAGCGGGUAGAGGACUUUAUUUUAGAUUCUCUUCAAGAGCUCACGAUUGCUUGGGGUUCUUACACCAUGGUUCUAGAUUAUUAGGCUGGUGGUCAAUUGAUGAAGGAAGUCGGGAAGAACAGGCCCGAUUGUACCACGAGGGAGCAUCUGGGUAUAAUACAUUCAAUGGUUACCCUCCUGAGAUUGUUAAGAAAAUGCCUAAGAGGGAUCUCGCCGAAGAGGUGUGGAGACUCCAGGCUGCUCUUGGCGAGCAGACGGAAAUUACAAAAUACAGCCAACAGGAAUAUGAAAGACUUAAAAAUGAGAAAGUGCUGUGCCGAAUUUGUUUCGAAGGAGAGAUUACUGUUGUAUUGCUCCCAUGUAGGCACCGUGUCCUUUGCAACUCAUGCUCAGAGAAGUGUAAGACGUGCCCGAUGUGCCGCAACUAUAUCGCAGAGCGCUUGCCAGUAUAUGAUGUCUAGGUGUUAACUUGACCAACUUUUGUAUACAAGACCAUAGAAGAAAGUGACUAAAGGAAAGUGAAAAAAUGUUAAUACUUGGUAUAUUUUUUGUUGUCACAUUAAUUCAGUGCCAACUUUUUUACUAAUUUGUAUAUAUAUAAAAUAGAUAUUUUGAGGCUUUAUAAAUGAUUGCAAUCAAUUUCAAUGUAUGUAAUGAAUUGUAGUCAACCCAACUUUUUUUCCGGGUCAAUCAAGUGUAAGAACUUGGCUUCAAUUUCAAAUGAUACAAUAUUGUUUAGGAGAAUAGGAUUGCCAUUUGAAAAUGAUUUUAACUUUUAUUCA
Vicia villosa (hairy vetch) is the source of this 2027-nucleotide messenger RNA. RefSeq lists its product as uncharacterized. NCBI's taxonomy places the organism in Eukaryota, Viridiplantae, Streptophyta, Magnoliopsida, Fabales, Fabaceae. The transcript has 15 exons. Bases 312 to 1706 code for a protein of 464 amino acids. The record is from RefSeq and is a predicted model, not a curated record.